UGUGUGUGUGUGUGUGUGUUGACAGUGUUCAGACUGUGGACUCUCAGUAAACACAGCAGUUAGUCAUUAACACACCAGAAUUAGAGCGAACCAUCGUCUCUGUCAGCUGCUUCCAUUCUUCACUUGAUCCUCUGACCCUGAUUCAAUUCGGUGUGACUGAGAUCAUGUCCCGCCUCGUCGUCUGCGCGUUCGUCCUCGUCGCUCUGUGGUCAGCCUCCGUGCUCAGCAUGUCAGUGUUCUCGGACGCCCCGGAAGCUCACAUGCUGCUCCGCUCCCGCCGAGCCAACUCCUUCCUGGAGGAGCUGAAGCCGGCUUCGAUGGAGCGUGAGUGUGUGGAGGAGAAAUGUGACUUUGAAGAGGCUCGGGAAAUUUUCCAAUCCAGGGAGGCUACACUGGAGUUCUGGACGGUGUACACAGAUGGGAACCAGUGUCAGUCCAACAUGUGUGUCCACGGAGCCUGCGUGGAUCUGUACCAGGACUACAGCUGCCGCUGCCACGCUGGCUACGAGGGCAAAUACUGCAACCUGCCUCAGACCGCCACUAACUGCUCGCUGGAUAACGGCGGCUGUGACCAUGACUGUUCGGACGGCGAGGACGGCCUGACGAGGAGCUGUAGCUGCGUUAGCGGCUACAAACUCAACGACGACUCCAAGAAAUGUGACCCCAAAGGUUUCUCGUCUUGUGGUCGGCUGCGGAUCUUCAGGUCGUCGUACACCAAGCCGAUGGACGGGCUGCUGCCCUGGAUGGUGGGAGGGGAGGUGGGGAAGAAGGGGGAGAGUCCCUGGCAGGUGCUGGUGCUGAACGCCAGAGGGCAAUUUCACUGCGGAGGCGUCCUCAUCGAUGCGAACUGGGUCCUGACUGCCGCUCACUGCCUCGAGAACAACCACAUAUUCCGUGUGCGACUGGGUGACUACGAGCGUCACAGGAAGGAAGGCACCGAGGUGACCCUGAAGGUGGUCCGGGCCAUCAGACACCCCAACUACGAAAGCAGGACAGUGGACAACGACAUCGCCCUGAUGCGCCUGGAGACCCCCGCCCCCUUCUCCGAAUACAUCGUCCCCAUCUGUCUGCCGGGGCGCCAGCUGGCUGAGCAGGUCCUCCACCUGAAUGGCACCCUCACCGUGGUGUCGGGCUGGGGCAGGGACGACAGCGAUGCAUACAGCUCGGCACUCAACAUCAUCUCCAUCCCCGUGGUGGAGCACAGCAUCUGCUCCCGCCAGAUGUCCCACAACAUCUCGGACAACGUCCUCUGCGCCGGGGUGCUCGGGCAGAGCAAGGACGCCUGCGAGGGGGACAGCGGUGGGCCGAUGGUCACCCUGUACCGGGACACGUGGUUCCUAAUUGGCCUGGUGUCCUGGGGCGAGGGCUGCGGCAAGGAGGACAAGCUGGGCAUCUACACCAAGGUUUCCAACUACAACGAGUGGAUCGACAGAGUGAGAAAGGACUGGGACGAAGGUCACCACCAGCCAGGAGCCCCGAGUCCCUGAACCACGAGUCCCUGAACCCCAGAGUCCCUGAACCACGAGUCCCUGAACCCCAGAGUCCCUGAACCACGAGUCCCUGAACCCCAGAGUCCCUGAACCAUCGGUCUGGUCUGUUAAAC
Molecule: messenger RNA, 1603 nt
Organism: Centropristis striata (black sea bass)
Lineage: Eukaryota; Metazoa; Chordata; Actinopteri; Perciformes; Serranidae
Gene: proca
Product: protein C (inactivator of coagulation factors Va and VIIIa), a
Exons: 10
Coding region: 165-1487 (440 amino acids)
Biological process (GO): proteolysis; blood coagulation
Cellular component (GO): extracellular region
Molecular function (GO): serine-type endopeptidase activity; calcium ion binding
Source: RefSeq, a predicted model, not a curated record